Messenger RNA from Chaetomium globosum CBS 148.51, 3159 nucleotides. RefSeq lists its product as uncharacterized. Gene Ontology annotation, molecular function: GTP binding; microtubule binding; GTPase activity. Gene Ontology annotation, cellular component: membrane; microtubule; cytoplasm. The record is from RefSeq and is a predicted model, not a curated record. The transcript has 5 exons. NCBI's taxonomy places the organism in Eukaryota, Fungi, Ascomycota, Sordariomycetes, Sordariales, Chaetomiaceae. Bases 1 to 3159 code for a protein of 1052 amino acids.
AUGGAACCCGCACCAGAGGUCGUCCUCGAAGCGGACUCGCUUUCGCAGCUCAACACAGCGGACGCUCGAUCUCUGCUCGACACCAUCGACGGCCUUCGGGCGCUCGGCGUUGGCGAUUUCGUUCAACUCCCUCAAAUCAUCGUGGUCGGCGACCAGUCGUCCGGUAAGAGCUCAGUGCUCGAAGCCAUCUCGCGCGUCCGCUUCCCUGUCGACGGCGACCUGUGCACUCGCUUCGCCACCGAGCUCGUUCUCCGGCGCGCACCUGAGACGGCCAUCAACGUCAGCAUUCAAUUCGCUGAAGCUGUGUCUGGAAAUGCAGACGAUGGCACCCCCAACACUCCCCGCGCCCCUCCUGCACCCUUCCACAGAGAUAGUUUCGAUCGCCACGCCCUGCCAGACAUCAUCCGGGAAGCCAAGCAACGCAUGGGCAUUUCCAACAACGGCGCAAAGCGCUUCUCCAAGGACGUCUUGCGCGUCGAGGUGACCAGCCCGGACGUGUACCCCCUCACCCUCGUCGACCUUCCUGGCAUUUUCCACAGCUCCACCGAAGAGCAGAACGACGAGGAUAGGGAGAUCGUCAACGGGCUCAUCGAGAGCUACAUGGAGCAAGCCAAGAGCAUCAUCCUGCUCGUCGUCGCCGCCAACCAGCCGCUCGCUAACCAGGCCGUCCUCUCCACCGCGGCGCGCCACGACCCCGACCGCGAGCGCACCAUCGGCGUCAUCACCAAGCCCGACAUGGCCGGGCCCGCCAACGAGCGCAAGUACCUCGACCUCGCCAAGGGCCGCGAGAGCGUGCAUCGGCUCGCGCUGGGCUGGUAUGUGUUGCGCAACCGGUCCGAGGAGGAGCGGUCGUCGGAGGCGGAGGUGCGGGAUGCCGUUGAGGAGCGCUUCUUUAGGACGGGCGAGUGGAACUCGAAGAAUCUCGGUAAUCUUAUUGAUGAUAUUGAGACGAGGUUGAGGGCCCGCCAGCAGGACCUGACUCGCGCUGGAAAGCCCAGGUCUACCCCGGAGGAGCUGCGGAGUUAUCUUCUGGGCAUUGCGGAGGAGUUCCAGCGGCUGGCGCGCGAUGCGGUCGAGGGGCGGUACAACGAUCCGUUGUUUGGGGGAUUCGACCAGGACGACACGCGGCUGCUGAAGUUGCGAGCGCUGUUGAGAAACAUGAACGACGCGUUUAACUACGUUAUGCAAAGGAAGGGGGCGAGCUACAAGAUCCAGUGGGAGGAUGCGGAUGCCAACGAGGCUGCAGAGGAAGAAAACGGCGGCGAGAUUGCUGAGUAUUUGCAACCGUUGUAUGAGCUCUACAACGCCCCCGACCCCGAACCAAAACCGGAGGCGGAGCUUAACGCGUUGCUGCAGUCGUUGGCAUUCUCCAACCGUGGAAAGGAGUUUCCUGGGGACACUAACCCCGAGCUUGUCUUUCUACUCUUCAAAAAGCAGGCGGCGCCAUGGGAAGCUAUUGCACAACAGCACCUGGAUUAUGUCCUCUCAACAGCCAAGGAGUUUGUGCACCGCGUGUUUCGGCAUGUGGUUGGCACCGACGACGCUACCCUGAACGCCAUCCUCCACGACUGCGUGGACCCCUUUUUUGCCGACAAGGAAGAUAUUCUCAGCGCUAAGCUGCGCGAGAUCAUCACGCCCUACAAAGAUGGCUACGGGCCACCUCUUGACCUGACCUUCCGCGAGGAAAUGCAGGCCAAGACGUCGCGGAGAUUUGCCGUCCAGUUUGCCCGACGGUUGGAGAGGGAGCAUCCCGAGUUGUUUCAGAUCGACUUUGGCACGGCCGCGGCCCUGAAUCGGCAGAUGAUCCUGAAUGCCGUGGAUGGCCCGAGCCGGGUGGAUGGUAGCAUGUUUGACACGGAGAAGGUCAUUGACCAGAUGGCGAUAUACUAUAAGACGUCACUGUUGACGUUUGUCGACAACAUCAUCAGCCUAGCCAUCGAGUUCUGUCUGAUCCGCGACCUGCCAACCAUCUUUACCCCGACAAAGGUCGACGGAAUGGACACGGCGAGGCUGCAAUAUCUAGCAUCGGAGACUGAGGAUCUGCAGAGACAGCGGCAGGAGCUCCAGCAAGAGGUCACCAUCCUGCGGGAAGGAUUGCGCAAGUGCCAAAGGCACAGGCCCCCCCAGCAAAGCAGGCUGCCCUCCGCUUUGUUGCGGUUGUCUACCGGUGGUGUACCAGGGGAAGUCUCAAGGGAUGUCACGCCGGAGCCGUCAGUCACCCCGUCUGGAGACCCGACACCGUCACCAGCACCAGAGCCGCCCAUCGCCCCAGCCGCAACAACAGUCCCACCCAGCACACAACCUCCAUCUCGUCCUCCCACCUACGGUCAAAGCGUGUUGAACGGUCCCCUCCCUUCUAGCGGCUCUUCCGGCGGUAGCAACCCACUCGGCGGGGCUCCGACCCCGGGCAUUAGCCUUGGUUUGGGCAGUACGCCUAACUCCAAGAGUUCUGGGGGGAUACCCUCUGCCUCGGGCACUGGGUCUGGUUCCGUAAGCGGUGGCUUCGGUCUCUUUAGCACGCCCAACACCAGCAGCGCCUUCGAAAAAUCCGCUUCCGCGGCCGCUGGCUCCGGUCUCUUUAGCACGCCCAACACCAGCAGCGCCUUCGGAAAAUCCGCUUCCGCGGCCGCUGGCUCCGGUCUCUUUAGCACGCCCAACACCAGCAGCGCCUUCGGAAAAUCCGCUUCCGCGGCCGCUGGCUCCGGUCUCUUUGGCACGCCCAACACCAGCAGCGCCUUCGGAAAAUCCGCUUCCGCGGCCGCUGGCUCCGGUCUCUUUAGCACGCCCAACACCAGCAGCGCCUUCGAAAAAUCCGCUUCCGCGGCCGCUGGCUCCGGUCUCUUUAGCACGCCCAACACCAGCAGCGCCUUCGGAAAAUCCGCUUCCGCGGCCGCUGGCUCCGGUCUCUUUGGCACGCCCAACACCAGCAGCGCCUUCGGAAAACCCCCGUCCUCGGGCGCUGGCUUCGGUUCGAUAAGCACCCCAAGCACCACGGGCAGCAACUCCUUCGGGGCAGCCCCUCCCACGGGGACUGCCUCCGCUCCGAACGGUAGCACCGGCACCAGCAACAACACCGGCGCCGGCACCGGAAGGGGCACUGGUACCGGCACUAACGCCAGCGCUGGCACCGCCGGAAAACCACAAACCCCUCGUACGUAA